GUUGUUCAUCCUGCUUCUUGUCGUGAUGAGCUAAAUUUAUCGGAGAGGAGGCUUCUUCUUUCUCGGGGUACAAUGUGCUCUUCUUCUUCUCCCAACAAGCUCCCACCACUACGAAAACUACUAAAACUUGCAGCCGAGGACCAGUAGUAGUAUCGGCAUCCUCGGAUUUCCAUCAUCUUCAAAUAUCUCCUGCAGCAGCAGUUAAGAAACUGAACGUAUUACUUUUACACAGUUCUUUUUCUCUGCCCAAAACUCGGUUCGAUUCCGUGCAGAGAACAAACACUUCCGUGUGUGUGUCUCAAUUUGAAUUUUCUCACGUAAUCGAGAGUGCCAUUUUGGUGAUAAAAAUUUGUAAUAAAAUGAAUUAUACAGUUUUUUCGUGCUGCCUUAAUAACUUUGGUCCACGUGGAUGGAUUAUUUCGUAAAGUGUGCUUAGUGGACAAAGUGAGACUAAUCUGAUUCAGUAAUAAAACGGUUUAUGUGAGAGAAGGAGAGACAAGUUGAGACAUUUGUGCCGGCUAUUUGCACACAAGGGACAAAAGUGCAUGUGUACAAGUUGCAAAAAUUGAGAGAAUGGACAAGUCUAGACUUUCUUCUGCACCUCAUCUCUCACUAAAUUGGCAAUGGGAUGGGAUGGGAUGCUCUAAUGUUAAAGUAUUCGCAUAAAAGAGUUUCUGCAAAUUUGUCAUAAUCAUUAGAAUAAUAGUAGUACCAAUUCGGCAACGAUUUCUUCUCAUCCUGCCUCGUGUUUAGUAUCCAUCUAAAUCAAUUCAAGCUGAUCCGAGAGUCAAUUUCUUACAAACAUUUGAUCACGUUCUCGAAGGAUACGGAAAGAAUUGUCAGUGCUUCGAUUUCUGAUAAUAAUAAUAAUCAUUGGUUGAAAUAAUAUCGAUAAGUCUUAAUGUGCAGUAAUACGUAAUGUGGUCCCGAAUAACUUUGACUGGGAAUCCGUAGUGAAAACAUUGGAUAAUUUGAACUGUGAGUUGUUUGGUUGCAAUUUAAACUGGGGAAAAUUUCCUUGCUCGACAACAAUAAAGCUACUUCAUCUGCAUUACAUUUACUAGUCAAUCCUAAAUACAAUACCAACUUGUUGUUGUCUCCCUCCGUCUUUCUCACAUAAAUCUCAACUAAUAAUCGCCCAUUUACCGGAAAGUUGUCACAGACACACAAGUCGACACUCGGAAGAUUCUCAACUGGGCAUGAUUCCCAUGCAUAUUUACGUAUUAUGACGAAAACAACACGUUAAACUUGCACAUCUAGACGGCAAGGAAGAAGAAGUUCUAGUCAUCUCAUUAUUACAACUGGAAAAGAAGAAGCUCCCUUUCAAGUCACAUAUUUACAUUAGAUAGCAAUGAUCCCUGAUAAAUUGAUCUAUGUAUCAAAAAUCUACCCAGCUACACCCAAGUCGAACCUAUUUACUCAUCCGUCCCCAUGAAAACGAGGUGUGAUUUAAAAAUGAUAUUUAAACCGAACUGAUUUUGAUAACGAUCAAAAACGGAUAUUAUUGUGAAAUUGUGUUAAAAAUUUUUGACUAUUACAUAAAAACUGCAUAAUUUGAGUGAUAUUCGUGUGUAUAACUACUUCUUCCCCUAAAUAAAUAACUACGCUGAUAUUUCGUCAAAUCAAGAAUUAUAGAAACGUCAAGAUAUCCGAAUUUUCCAUCCCGAGAUGAUGGUGGUGUUGACCCGGUUGCAACAAUGUAAACUAAAGAAAUCCAUCUUUAAACGGAGAAAAGUCCGUGAGAGUUGUACCCACGCCGCGAAUUGUCCUCAAGUAGGAGACGUUUCCGCUUGUUCUUUGUCCCGUGAACGUUGUGGCCUGAUAGAGUACUCUCAGCCGCGAUGAAAUACAUAAUUCUCGUCCUUUGGACAUUUUCCUUGUUUCUGUUAAUGUUCAGUUCAUUCCCAUUCCGUGUGGAGUGUCGCCCUACACGGGCAGGACCAGGUCCUCCCCGACCGCAGCAGCAAACCAUCCCGUUUAACCACCAUCUCACUUCCUGUCCCGUUCUGGAAGGUCCAUCAGCUAAGAGAUUCAACCCAUGGCCGGACCUUUACACGCCAGACAUCACGGCGAAAGUCUGGGAAUCUCCCAUCGUCCUGGAAGGCACGGCCCGUUCGAGAAGCGAGGUCCGUCCAGACGGCACAUUCGGCGUGACAUUCGACCUCCACCGCGUCGUCAAAGGGGACGCCCCCCUUCUCCGCCGGAGGCGACAAUUCAGACUUCAAUUCCUCGAAAAUUUUGACCCUUCCUCCGAACAUUUUAACAGAGACAGAGACUUGUUCAGUGGUUCCCCCAACAGAAGGAACAAUAAUCCUAAAAACCUUAAUAGUAAAAAUAAUACCACCACCACCUCUACUACGUCCGCCCUUCUAAGUUCGCAGUCUCAGUACCACCCCCCACCAAACUCUAAGUCUAGAAGUGUACCAUCUAGUAAUAGCAAUAAUAAUAAUAAUAAUUUUAAUACCGUCUACAACUCACAUUCGAACCCCCCCAGAAGUUCCGCGGCGGGGGGCGGGGGCACCAUGACCAUCAGCACGGGGAGAUCGUCAUCCUUAAACACGAAGCAGUUGCAUCAAUCCUCUCAGCUUCAGCUUUAUCAUCAACAGCAAUCCAGAACCUUAUCGGGGGCGACGGGGUCGACCACGAGACAAGGUCAAGGUCAAGGUCAACCUGCCCCACGGCAACAACCGGCGAGGUCACAAGUGUCGUCGGCGUCGUCACAAUUCCAGCAAUUCCGUCAGAGUCCUUCUUCGAUUGGGGGGAGACCCACCCCGCGGCCGCCGACGUAUUACCGAAAUUCGUCGCUGGGGGGAAAUUCCCCCUUCCAACUAAGACCCCCAGUGAAUAAUCCUAAUAAUAACAAUAAUGUGAACAGAAACUUGGGGGGUGGGGGUGGUAGUGCCAUGGGGCGACGAAGUGGGAGAAAUGCGUCCAAUUACCCCAGAAAUUUACCCCUCCUACAACAGCUCCAACCCGUCCCCAAGUGUGUCCCCCCGAAAGCCACGGUGAAAACGGGACGUAAAUACUACGUGUUUGCGGCCAAGGUGGAAAAUCAUUUUAUUGCCGUUUUCUCCGCGGAGUUAGCGAAUAAGAGGAACACGAAAGCGGUGGAGAGCAUUUUGUGCCCGGGAUGUGGCCAAGCUCCCUCGGUCGUGGCGGCGAAGGAUGUCCAGCUAAAUGUGAAGGAGAGAUUAAGGCUUCGCUGUCGUCUCCGGGCGGGCAACCCGAUCCCGCUUCUCACCUGGUAUAAGGAUGAUCGACCUGUGAACCUCACCGAUACGGGGAAAUUUCGCCUAAGGACGAAAAGGCGACAAUCCAUCCUAGUGAUACGAAAAGCGAGAGAAAGCGAUGUCGGGGUUUACCGAUGUGAAGCUAAAAAUGUGUUUGGGUCGGCCUACGCCAGUGUCCGAGUGUCCUUGUCCCCUUCCACGUUGGUGUCAGCCUCCGGGGGGGCGACGCCUGCGAUAUCCACGAAACCCAAGGCUACCACCACCACCACAACCUCGACAACUAAUACGAACCCCGUGGUGAAAAAGCCAUCGUCAUCGUUCAAUUCCAUUGGGACAACAGCGACGACGACGCUUUGGCCCCUGGAAGCGAGAGAAUGUCCGUACGACUCGUACUGCCUGAAUGGAGGAGUCUGCAGUUACUUUGAGACUAUUGGAGAAUUCGUCUGCCAGUGCGCGGAGGGGUACCAGGGUCAGCGGUGCGACACCAAGGACGUGCAAGGAAGUAUGUAUCUCUCCUACUUUUGCCUAUUCGGAACCAACAAUCCUGACUAUCCUUGUAGGUUCAGGGAGUGAUUACGAAUCCACGAGAAGGCUUUUAAACCUGUGGGACUGAUGAAGAUAAGCUUCUCGACGGAUACUUAUCGCCCGGUAUGCAAAUGUCUGAAAACGUCCACCUGCAAUUACCUAAUCCCGCCGUCAAAAAAACUGGACUUGACCUUUUUGACCUUUUCCGAAGGAAAUAUGGUCGAAAUUCGCCACCAAGCUUCAAUUUUGACCAGUUAUUCAGUUGGAUUUACAACUUUUAACCUCUUUUCAAAUUGAGCCAUACAGUUAAAAAACUAAUUAAUUACUUAAUUAAAUAGUUUGGUCAUCUAAUCAUAAAUUUGAUAUUUAUUAUAAAGUCUACCCCGUGAAAAAAAAAGAAAGUGACGUAUAAUUUGUUUUGUGAGCUUGAUUUGACAUAUUUACCAAUCAAUUCAAUGAUCUCAGCAGUUGGGGAAUCUUCUUGUUAAUAAUUAAUUCAACAAUGAUAUGAAUGAGUACCUUAUCAAGCUCUUGACUUGUAUUAUCGGUCCGAUAAGAAUAUAUAAUCACUACUCUCCUAACUAACACACAAAAUAUUGGUUAAUUACUUAUUAAUCACAAUCUGCUUAUAAAAAACAAUUAAUAAUUCUCAUGCAAAAAAAUUGUGAGAAAGAAAGCCUUUUCUUCUUCUUCUGUAAGCCUAACUGCCAGAUAAUACAUUGCAUUAAUCUUAUAACCAUUAAAAACAUACAGUUAUUGCUUGUUAAAUCGUAAGUAUUUAGCAUUAUAAAAUUUUAUACGAGCUAUUAUAAGUAAUUUUUAUUUUAAAAUGAAAUAAACACGGACAAAAAAGGAAGGAAGGAGGAACGACAGUUUUCAUGGUUUGCUCAGGUGCAGAGAAAUGACAGGGCACGCGUAUGCAGUUUGUUUUAUGCAGUGGCCGCGGAAGGUGUGGGGGACAUCGGGGGAUAUUAACAUUGUGGGAUAAGCUUAAGGGAUAAGAUUUCCUGAAGCUUUUCGAGACUGACAGCCAGUGACCGCGAAAGUUGUGGGGACAUUAACAUUGUAGGAUAAGGGAGGGAGGGGUUUAUAUAAGAUGGGGAGAUGAUGCGGACAUCAAACAACCGUGGGGACAUUGUCCCUCUGUCCACACCCUUCCGCGGCCACUGAUUUUAUGCAAUGCCAAAAAAAUGUGUGGGUUUGAGGUCGAUCUCUUUAACAGAAAAAAACAAGUUGUAAAAUGUUUUGGAAGAAUGCGAGAAAGAAGGGAAAAGUAUGAAAUGUUCCUAUUAAGUUAAUUGCAUAAGUUAAUUACAGAUAAGUCAUUUUUUGUUGGGUUAGAAUUUUAAACUGAAAAAUCAAGCAUUAAAAUCAAUAGCACAAUCUAAAUAUAUAAAUAAUAUUUCAAUGGGAAAAGGUGGAGAAAGUAGGAGAAAUCUCUAUGCAAAAAAAUACAUGCAAAAUGCAACAGAGGAAUUAAAACACCGGAAGUUGGGAAACGAUAUAGGAAACUGGAGAAAUUCACGAAAUGGAAAGGCUGCUAAUAUACAUAAUAAGGUAUUAAUUAUCAAGAUGAAGUCAUUAAUAUAUAAUAACUUAUCUGAAAUUAAUGGUUAUCUAGGUCUUAUGUAUAAGUAUUAAUAGUCACUAAUCAUACCCACCGAGGCAAGCAAGCACUGAAUGCUUCUCAAUAAAAUAUUUAGAAUCCAAUCCACUAAUAUUACUCAAUUAUUAUUAUAAAUAUUAUAAUUAUUAUGCAUUGUUGACAAUGCCAUACACCACAUUUUUUUAAAAGAUGAAGUCUCAGAAAGUUGUUAAAGAUAUUAAAUGAUGAUGAAAAGGAAAUGUUAGAGAAAGUACGUGCAUAGUAAAAAAUUAAAAAAGUAUGUAACCAUUUUGUAUGUACAAAAAGAAAGUAAAAGUAAUUGUAUUUUGAUAAGAACUGUACGAUAAGGUGGCUGUUUAUUAUGGGGAAAGUAGUUGACUCGAUUGAUUGUAAAUGGAUGUAAAGGUUGUUGUAAAAUGUAAAUUGUUCUGUAAAAUAAUAUAAAAAACACCAUGUAAUUUAAUUAUUAAUACUACAACUGACAGUUAUUAUUUUAUGGGAGAGUUAAUUGUUAUCAAAUUUAAAUAAAAAAUUUAUUAUAAAACGAUAAAUACACACUUUUCUUUUUGUGUAUUUAAAAUAAAAAGCACGAGUUGCUUUAUAAAUAGUCGAGAAUUUCAAAUAAAUUUGUUAUGGUUUGUGCAUUAAAAUUGGACCCUUUUUAUGCAGAAAUGGGUCUAAUUAUAAAAUACGAACCGUAAUCUUGUGUAUAUUUCAGGUUUUCAACUUGUACUUAUUAUUGUUAGAAUCUUUUCGAAUUCUUCUAUUUAUAAUUAUUGCUGAGCUGUCCUUUUAAAAUAUGAGCAUUAUCAAAUGAUGAAACAGUAUUGAAAACAUUGCAUUCAUUCUUCUAUAGUUUGUAAAAAAAAAUCUCCCGAGUCAUUUAUACUUUACUUUACCUUAAUAAUUCUGUCUAAUUCUAAUUAAUUUUACUUCUAAGUUCAGAAUGUUAUUGCAGCAGAUACUAAUUUAUUGGGUAUUAUAGCGUCUCAAACUAAAAAAAACAUGUUUAAAUUCCUUACACUGGUAAUGUUGCAAGCCUCGCAUUAAGUAUGCAAUUUGAAUAAUUAUUCACAGAAUAAACUUGUUUUAAUGAAAAAAGAAC
Folsomia candida is the source of this 6466-nucleotide messenger RNA. Its product is annotated as pro-neuregulin-2, membrane-bound isoform. The coding region runs from base 1842 to 3803 and encodes 653 amino acids. Lineage: Eukaryota; Metazoa; Arthropoda; Collembola; Entomobryomorpha; Isotomidae. Gene Ontology annotation, molecular function: signaling receptor binding. The transcript is spliced from 10 exons. The record is from RefSeq and is a predicted model, not a curated record. Gene Ontology annotation, biological process: nervous system development; intracellular signal transduction; animal organ development.